GUACAAGCAUCGCCUUCCGCCACCGUCAUGUCGAUUUUCACGCCGACUAACCAAAUCCGCCUCACCAAUGUCGCCGUGGUGCGGAUCCGGCGGGCGGGGAAGCGCUUCGAGAUCGCUUGUUACCGGAACAAGGUCAUGGGCUGGCGGAGCGGCUCUGAAAAGGACCUGGAUGAAGUCCUGCAGACCAAUACCGUCUUUGUAAAUGUCUCCAAAGGCCAGGUGGCAAAGAAGGAGGACCUUGUCAAAGCAUUUGGUACAGAUGAUCAGAUGGAAAUAUGCAAGACUAUCUUAUCGAAAGGGGAGUUGCAGGUGUCCGAUAAAGAGCGGCACACACAGCUGGAGCAGAUGUUCCGCGACAUUGCAACCAUCGUUGCUGACAAGUGCGUGAACCCAGAAACAAAGAGGCCCUACACGGUCAUCCUGAUUGAAAGAGCCAUGAAGGACAUCCACUACUCAGUCAAGCCAGGAAAGAGCACUAAGCAGCAGGCCUUGGAGGUGAUCAAGCAGCUGAAGGAGACCAUGCAGAUCGAGCGGGCGCACAUGAGGCUGCGCUUCAUUCUCCCCCCGAAAGAAGGCAAGAAGCUGAAGGAGAAGCUGAAGCCGCUCAUCAAAGUAAUUGAGAGUGAAGAUUUUGAUGAGCAGCUAGAAAUUGUGUGCCUUGUGGACCCAGGCUGCUUCCGGGAGAUCGACGAACUGAUCCGGUGUGAAACCAAAGGGAAGGGGAGCCUGGAAGUGCUGAGUCUGAAAGACGUGGAAGAAGGGGACGAAAAGCUGGAGUAGCAUCUGGCUACCUCCCCCCCCC
Euleptes europaea (tarantolino) is the source of this 802-nucleotide messenger RNA. It is a transcript of the gene SBDS, whose product is annotated as SBDS ribosome maturation factor. Lineage: Eukaryota; Metazoa; Chordata; Lepidosauria; Squamata; Sphaerodactylidae. The record is from RefSeq and is a predicted model, not a curated record. Bases 28 to 780 code for a protein of 250 amino acids. The transcript is spliced from 5 exons. Gene Ontology annotation, biological process: cytosolic ribosome assembly; ribosome biogenesis.